AUGAGAGGUAUCGACUUGUCAGCAAAUACACAAUUCACAAAACCCUCUGGCAAAAAUGACUACGUCAUCAACCACUACAGACCUCCAGCCAUGACAAGAAAGAUGUGCGCAAAGAGUGCGUUCCACAUAAACAACGAGACAAUCAACAUCUGGAGUCAUUUACUCGGAUUCAUCUACUUCACAUAUCAACAAUACUACACAAACUACAUAGUUCUCCCAUCAGUCGGAUCUCAUAAAGCUGAUCAUUUCGUGUUCACUCUAUCAAUAUUUGGAAUGCAAAUGUGUAUGCUUCUAUCAGCAAGUUAUCAUACAUUUGGGUGUACAAGCAUUGAGAUGAGACAGAAAUGGCUGAAAAUGGAUAUUUUUGGAAUAUCGGCGGGUCUACUUGGAAUGUAUUUGAAUGGAAUUUACACUGCGUUUUUCUGUUUCCAGGACCACCUAACAUCUUACAUUUACAUUCUACUCGGCAUAUUCGUCAUCACUGCUUAUGUACCGACUCGGCAAGAUUUCUUUGAGAGGAAGAUUGUUGGCUCCCGAGUCGGUCUCCUUCACAUAAUUUAUUGUAUCAUCAUCACUUUCGGAAUUUGUCCGACAGUUCAUUGGGUGUUCCUUCAUGGCGGAUUUGAUAGUGAUCAUGUUGUUACUAAAGGUGAUUUUGAUGUUCCAGGAAAAUUCGACGUGGUCGGAUGCUCGCAUCAAUGGUGGCACAUCUUCCUUCUCGAGCAAUGA
Molecule: messenger RNA, 729 nt
Organism: Caenorhabditis remanei
Lineage: Eukaryota; Metazoa; Nematoda; Chromadorea; Rhabditida; Rhabditidae
Exons: 6
Coding region: 1-729 (242 amino acids)
Cellular component (GO): membrane
Molecular function (GO): signaling receptor activity
Source: RefSeq, a predicted model, not a curated record